Cucurbitaria berberidis CBS 394.84 is the source of this 1221-nucleotide messenger RNA. RefSeq lists its product as uncharacterized. Gene Ontology annotation, biological process: regulation of transcription by RNA polymerase II. Bases 1 to 1221 code for a protein of 406 amino acids. Gene Ontology annotation, molecular function: zinc ion binding; DNA-binding transcription activator activity, RNA polymerase II-specific. The record is from RefSeq and is a predicted model, not a curated record. The transcript has 3 exons. NCBI's taxonomy places the organism in Eukaryota, Fungi, Ascomycota, Dothideomycetes, Pleosporales, Cucurbitariaceae.
AUGCUUCGUCGGAGCCACAAGAAGUCACGGGGCGGUUGUUUGGAGUGCAAGCGACGGCACAUCAAAUGCGACGAACACCGUCCUAGCUGCCGACUAUGCACCGUCUCCGACCGCGAAUGCAGCUUCACUGCGCAGGCGUCACAGGCGACCCUCUCAACACCAGGGGCAUCGUCUCGCUCAGUAAGCCCGGGAGACAUCAACAGGCCAAAUACGACUCCUAUAUUUAGCGAUUCCCCCUUGACGCCCUCCUCCUUUUGCAAUGCCGAGUUCUCGCAACCUCCGGCAAUCAACGACCCAGGUGUUGAUGAACCCAUCAACUUCAACCACAUGGAACUUCUCGCCCAUGUAACUAUUGAUAAGGAUAUUUUUAAUCUUGGUGUGGAUGUUGGAGAUUACUACGCUGGUCUCGCGCUUGGCCUGAGGACAAGUCUCAAGUGCCCAUAUCUUAUGCACCAGAUACUCGCCUACUCCGCCCGGCACCUGGCCUAUCUACACCCUGGGCGUUCUGAAUUCUAUCUUCGACAAGCCACCACCCUAAAAACGCGCGCAGUCUCGCUCUUCACUGCCGUUCCAAUGGAUGUCGACCAAUCCAACUGCAUUCCCAUAAUACUCUUCUCUGCUAUUCUCGGGCAUCACUUUCUCGCGGAUACCCUUGCUAAAAGAGAUUCGAGCCGACUGGAUGCAUUCAUCGCUCACUUCGUCCAGUGCGCACAGACAUAUAGGGGGGUCUAUACCAUCACCUUGUCUGCGUGGCCAUUGCUAAUGGAAUCGGAACUUGCGCCUAUCUUGUCUUUAAGUGCCAAAUUUACUUCACGAGAACCAAAAGGGAUUGAUUGCCAACGUGCCAGUGAGCUGGUGGAUAACGCACCGCACCUAAGCGAGGAAGACAAAGCUGAUUGCGGACUAGCAAUCCAGUAUCUGCAGGUUGGCUUCGAUGCAGCGUUAGAGGAAGACCCGAAGGAAAUGCCGGUAAAUCCCUACCAGAUGAUUUCUGAAUGGGCAAUGUUGGUUCCCCCCGGAUUCACGCGGCUCUUAGGUAGCAAACGACCGGAAGCCUUGGUAAUACUAGCGCAUUACGCCCUCUUACUACACUACGGUAGACACCUUUGGCAAGUUGGAGACGCAGGAGCGUACAUAUUGCGCAUUCUUGGCAACUAUCUUGGGCCAGAGUGGAAUCCUUGGCUGGAUUACCCGCGGCAAAGAGUAGCCCAAAACCUCUGA